Molecule: messenger RNA, 4684 nt
Organism: Terrapene triunguis (Three-toed box turtle)
Lineage: Eukaryota; Metazoa; Chordata; Testudines; Emydidae
Gene: RAB8B
Product: RAB8B, member RAS oncogene family
Exons: 8
Coding region: 44-667 (207 amino acids)
Biological process (GO): cellular response to insulin stimulus; Golgi vesicle fusion to target membrane; protein localization to plasma membrane
Cellular component (GO): plasma membrane; endosome; synaptic vesicle
Molecular function (GO): GTP binding; GTPase activity
Source: RefSeq, a predicted model, not a curated record
CCCUCCCUAGCUCCCGGUAAACCAGAGCCUUGGCUGAGCGAAGAUGGCGAAGACCUACGACUAUCUUUUCAAGCUGCUGUUGAUCGGCGACUCGGGCGUGGGCAAGACCUGCCUGCUGUUCCGCUUCAGCGAGGACGCCUUCAACACCACCUUCAUCUCCACCAUCGGAAUUGAUUUUAAAAUCAGAACAAUAGAACUAGAUGGAAAGAAAAUUAAGCUACAAAUAUGGGAUACAGCAGGUCAGGAGAGAUUCCGCACAAUCACAACAGCAUACUACAGAGGAGCCAUGGGAAUUAUGCUGGUAUAUGACAUCACAAAUGAGAAGUCUUUUGACAACAUUAAAAACUGGAUAAGGAACAUAGAAGAGCAUGCCUCUUCAGAUGUGGAAAGAAUGAUUUUGGGUAAUAAAUGUGAUAUGAAUGAAAAGAGACAGGUCUCAAAAGAAAAAGGAGAGAAGUUAGCAAUAGAUUAUGGAAUCAAGUUUCUGGAGACAAGUGCAAAAUCCAGCAUAAAUGUGGAAGAGGCAUUCUUCACACUUGCACGGGAUAUAAUGACAAAACUCAACAGAAAAAUGAAUGACAACAGUUCACCAGGGGCUGGUGGGCCAGUGAAAAUAACUGAAAAUCGAUCGAAGAAGAGCAGCUUCUUUCGAUGCACGCUACUUUGAUGAACUCCUAAUGAUAGACUGCAGCAUACUUAGAAGAACCUUUUCUGCUUCUUUGAAAGCACAGGGUCACAAAGCCUCAGAAAUAAUACCACCAAGCUGCUGCUGAGAGCUUCAAUGAACGUUGACUGCGUUAAACAAAAUACCAAGUGGAUUUUGCUCACUAAGUCCAUCGACCUGUCAGGCUCCUUUUUCUCAAAUGUGGAAGCAAUGAAGUGGAGACACACAAAUGCAGGACUUAAUUUUCUUCAUUACUUUCUGUUUUAAUGUCUGUUGCAAAAGCUGCUACAUUUCUUUUAACUUUGCACAUACAUAUUAGCCUUUUUAUUGCCUGUUACCGCACAAUCUAACACCUGUGUUUGCACAGUUUAUUGUCCUGUAAGUAAGUUCUUUAACAGAUUUGUGCAUUCUUUUUACAAAUGUAUUUUAAAAAGCCAGAAGGAAUAGAUUAAAUCACAUCUCCAGUAGUCUUUGCUCUACACACGUGAUCAUGUCUGCCAUAUGGAUAUGUUUAACAUAAUGGGGCUUAUUAAAACAAAUUGGCAUUUAAGAACUUGUAUAGGUUUUUAUUCAGUUUUUCUCACAAAUGCACAAAUCCGUUCAUACAGAAACUACUGCGUCUUGUAUUCUGAAUGUAGGAUGUUUCUUUUUUACUGGUUUUUACCAAACUUAAGAGAAUCUUUUUAGAGCAGAGUUGUCUUCUAAAUAGAUGUAGUUUUUGUCUCAUUUGUUGAAUGCACCCUUAAAGCAUGUGAAUGAACCCCAGUGGUCAUUCAUUUUUCACCUAGUUUUCUUCUGUUAGCCCAACUCAUCUGCUCCUUUUUUGUUCUUGUUUCUGAUGACACUUGAGUUGAAAUUUUCAACAUAACACAGGUGGGCAUCCUAGCUAUCACUUAAGUGACUUGUGGUAGCUAAGCUGAAUGAGGGUAUACAAAACUCCUGGAUUCUGUUCUCCAGUGUAUGAAGAGUAAUUAGUGAUGCUGAGGAUGUUUGCUUCACACCUCUAAACCUUGACCCUAGCUUCCUGUGUAGUCACUAUAGUUAAGUCCCAUCAGUAAAGAAAAUGGCACACCAAGGCUUAUAAUGCAGUAUUAUGCAGCUGAUACUGAAUAUGUAAAGCCUUCAGUCUGCACAGGCAAUUAUAGAAGUUAAUCAUCAGAAACUGGUGCAGUGAUUUAGGCUGCUACAAGCCAAGUUGAAACUUAAUUGCCUUUCUCACUUCUCUGAACACCUGCAACCUAGUUUAUGUAUUUUAUCACUUGCUUAUUUGUUUUUCAAAGAUCUCUCUCCAUGAAUGAUUAAAAUUGGUGCUUUAGUUUGUUGUGUCAAACUUGACCAUUGUUAGCUUUAACUACAAAUUUAACAGAGUCCACCACUUUGGUUAUAAGGUGCAGAUGGAUUGUCUUGUUGACAAACUGCUAACUUUUCUGACAUGUCUGCUUGUUUCACUACAGUCACUUAACUUUGUGGUAACAACCAAUCCACUGGUUAAUAUGUUAAUGUUUCACUCUGCUUCAGUUUGGGAUGUCUGGUAUUGAAUUUGUCAUCUUGGGGUCUCUCAAAUAUUUUGAAACUAAUUCAGUGGCUUUCUACACAUUCUCCCCACACCGCUACUUAAUUACAGUUAAAGUGAUCCUUGUAAUUAGAUUGUGAAUCACAAUCUCCUAUUCUUACUGAACUAGUAAGAAUAUUUGAGGUAGCAAGAAUGUUCAAAACAAAAACAACCCUAGCUGCUCUGGCCUACACUUUGCAUUUUUCUGGGACAGGCUAAUGCAGUUAAGUUUUCUGUAUGAUAACAAAGUGCUUUCUAUACAGCAACUGUUAUGACUUCAGUUAUGAAUGUUGUUAAUUUUCAGUAAUUUACCUCUGACUUAUUUGGUGUCCUAACACAUAGAUUUGUAUCUUGGGGUUGUCUGCAAACCAAAACUGACAUGUUCUGUGGUUGGCAACUUUUACAAAAUGCUUUGCUUAUGUUGUAUUUCCUCUGUCUUCUUUCUAUUUGGUUCUGUGUAUAAACAAGAUUAGUCUCCAUGAACUUCCUUUUGAAAGAGCCUGUAAGUGAGAGUCUAUAAAGUGCUUCUUGACGCAGCAGCAAAUUGGGGUAUCUGCUCUGUUGUAUUAAAAAGAAAAAAAGAAAAAAAUCCUUGCUAUUUUCUUACAUUUAGCUAUGCUAAACUGUACAUAAAUUUGAGGUAAGACCAUAGGAAAUUCACUUUAUGCAUGAUAAAAUGAUACAGUAAAUAUUUCACUUUGCUUAAUGUUCAUAUAAUGCUCAUCUUUCUCUAUUUGUAGAAGGACUUAGUGACAGAUAAUUUUGUCUGUCCCCUGCUGAAACUGAAGAAAUCCAGUUUCAUGUGAAAACAUUAUGGUCUUAUGGAUAAGGUAAAACAGAUUUUUUUUGCAGCAGUAUUAAGUGGUUGAAGGGCCGCACUUUAUCAGUAUAUUAACUUUUGAUAAUGGUCAACAUAGACCUCUUUACUCAUACAGUCUGUUGUCAGACAUUGAAAAAUGUGCUGUAUUUUAGCAUGUAAAUCAGCUGAUUAUGUUUCACUGGGAACUUUUUCUAGCUAUAUUUUGCUUUAGGCAAGCAGACAAAUAAUAACUGUUAUAUCUGAGCAUCAGUUGCUGGGUGCUGCAGGUUUUCCGAAUACCAGUAUGAUUGUUUUGUGCAGUCUUUUUUGUUGUAACUUUACUCAAGACUAUAAUCUUAAUUUUGAAAGACUCUUUAACUAUACCUCAGUUGACUAAUAUUCUAAUAUCCAUUAAAACAAAAGUGAUCCAAUUAUUAUUCAUUAUACAAAGCAGAAAAUGUGCAGCCUGCCUUGCUCUAAAGACCUCCAUUAGUCUUUAAGGAAAGGCAGGCAUUUCUUUGGGUUUUGUUAGGAAUAGAAGCUACUUGCUAUCAAGUUGGGGUUUUUCCCCCCACAAUUCUCUUCUUCCCUCCCAGUUUGUGCAGUGUGUUCUGUUUUUUUUAUAAAUGGUGAGAAAAUAGAACCUGAAAAUAUAUGGUCUCAAUGCUUCUUUUUCUAUAGCUUUCAAUCCUGUGAUCAGCAAAACAUGCACAUAAAAUGCUUAGUUCUUGUUGAGAAGACAUAGAAUACUUGAUUUAGGUUUAGUUAUUCAAUCUCUUGAAGUUUAAUUAAUGUUAAAACUUCGAAACCACAUAUUAAAUGUAAUGCAAUUUACCUUUAUUGAAUGUGGGGGUUUCUACAGUACUAGUCAAGGUUUUUGAAAAGUGCAGUUUUAUAAAUGGGGUAUUUCCUGUCACAAGUGCAUUUCCUCUUUGUCUUUUGUUUGUCAAGUGAAAUCACAUUAUUUUCACAAGCCAAAAGUGGAGGGGGUGUAUUUUUGAGGGGGUGGGGGGAGGGAAAUUCUGAGAAGAACUCUUGGUGGGUAACAACUUGGAAGAUACAUCAGUAGUAUAUAACAUGCAUAAAUGUGUUGCUAAUUUGUGGCAAUGCAUCGAUCAUCUGAUUAUGUAAUCAAGUGAAAUUUGCCAUGUUAAAGUUUAAGAACAAGCUACAGAUACUGGCUCCUUCCCUCUACUGCCCCCAAGCUGCUUGUGCCACAUUACUCUUAUUAAUAUACUUUGUAUUUCAAAAUGCCAUGUAAAGGCAGGACUUCUCACUUUUUCUUUGUUUCCAGUGAAUUUAAUUGUGUUAGUGCAUUCCUAUGGCCUUAUAAACAUAUAUUUUGCAAAUGACACUUUUACUUGGGAUUACAAUUAUUUUAAUGCAAUAUACAGUUACUAAAUUCAGACUAAAAAGCACGGCCCUAAAGAAAAUGCUUAAUUUUCAAAUAGAAUUGUUCUACCAUGUGUGUGUUUAAGCACAUUUUAUCACUGCUCCAAAGGCGUAAUGUGAAAAUCCUGCAGAUAAAGUGAACUUGUCAUGUUAACUUGUAAACUUAAUCAUUAAUUGUGUACUGAUACUGUGUUAAAAAAGAAUGGUUUUAUUAUUCCAUGUGAACUUUUUUUACAAUAAUGUGCAUCUCAAAUAAAAUUACGUAAUGAAAAAUAUU